AUGACUUCCUUCGCGGCAUACUCGGCGCACGACUCUCCAGACCACAAUGGAGCGCCUCGCCCCCGUAUGCCCACGCCCAAAAGCUCCGUCUACCGCUUCAAUGCACACCAUGCCACCAUGCCGCUCACCAUCCAACCCUGCGCCAGCCUCUCCCAGCGCAACAGCCCGACCUCUGCGCCCUCGAUGCUGGACUCGACCGCCUCCCUCCAGACCACCCCCGAAAGCAUGCACCCCACCCGCAUAGCGACCUCCUUCCCCUCCGCGCCCUUCUCCCUGCCCGAGGCCUACAUGUCCACCUCGGCCCCGGGGCCAACCUCCUCCCCCGGCUCCAACGCCAUGGCCGACGCCAUGGCCAUCACCAAAUCUCCCAACCUGAUCCGACGUAUAUCCCGCGGCGCCCACAGCCGACUCACCCGCCAGCGCGGCUCCGGCGCAAGCGCGCGCCGCGACCACAGCGCCGGACCCGUCAUCAUGCGUAGGAGGAGCGACAGCCGGAACGCGGUCUCGGAUCCGCGGGAAGCCGCAUGGGACGUGUCGGACUACGAUUUGGAGGGCCCGGACGAGGAGGCGAUUGAGGAUUCGGGCGAGGCAACGACUUCCCAGGAAUGCGUUGUCCAUGGCCUUGGUAUCACCGCCGGUCGGUCAGCCACGGGGACAAUGACGGAAGGCGCUCCUAUCCGUUCCAACGUCCUAGAGCAAGGGACCUGGCUUACCAAGGUCACCGGGAAGAAAACCCAGAGCAGGAGGUUUCGUCUGGACCUUGGCUCUGCGAAAGUGACGUGGGACUCCUCCCGUCCUUCGAAAUCUUUCUAUAUCGAUGAUGUCCGCGAAAUCCGGAUUGGGAAGGACGCCCGGAACUACCGCGAGGAAUUCCAGAUUUCCGCCGACCAGGAAGACCGGUGGUUCACCAUCAUCUACUCAGACCCUGAGAUGAACAAGGGCAGGUCCAUCAAGGCCAUGCACCUGAUCGCCCCCAACAACUUCCUUUUUCAGCUCUGGACAGGCACUCUCGAGGAAGUCUCUCGCAGCCGCAUUGAGAUGAUGGCCGGUCUUGCAGGCACCGGCGAGAAGACUGCGAAAGCCCUGUGGCAGCGCACCUUUGACCGCCCCAAAGGCCACGAGACCCCCGAGGAAGACCAAAAACUCGACUUCCCUAGCACCGUCAAGCUUUGCCGAAGUCUCCAGAUCAACAGCACAGAAGAUGCAUUGCGUUCUCAGUUCAACAAGGCUGGCGAGCAGUCGGGCUACCUGCGUUACGGCCAAUUCUUGACUUUCGUCCGUAAGCUAAAAGAGAGGCGUGACCUAAAACCGAUUUACGACUCAGUCAAAGGCGCCAACGCUGAGUUGUACUGGGGCGAUUUCGAACGUUUCCUGCAGGAGCGGCAGGGUGUUGACGUGGCUGCCGAUCAGGAAUAUUGGCAGACCGUUUUCAAGAAGUUCGUCGGAAAGCCGAGGAACAACUCCGCAUCUUCGCUUAACGGCGAUGCAUGUCUGGGGAGCAUGAAUUUUCAGGCAUUUCAGGCUUUCAUGACGUCCUCAGCAAACCACGUCCUCGCCACGCCGAGAUCGGAGCCCAAGCUGGAUCACCCGCUCAACGAGUACUUUAUCUCGAGUUCGCACAACACCUACCUCCUUGGACGCCAGGUUGCAGGCCACUCCAGCACUGAAGCAUACAUUGUUGCGCUGCAAAAAGGAUGCCGUUGCAUCGAGAUCGAUUGCUGGGAUGGCAGCGACGGUCGCCCGAUCGUCGUUCAUGGUCGGACGCUGACCACCCAUGUGCUGUUUGCCGAUUGCAUCGCGGUCAUCCAAAAGUACGCGUUCGUAUCGUCGCCGUACCCGCUUAUCAUUUCUCUGGAGGUUCACUGCAACCCAGAGCAGCAGGCUCUCAUGGCUGAGAUCAUGAAGAGCCAGUUUGGCGACCAGCUCCAGCAGGAGCCUCUUGACGACACUCAAGUCCUUCCGUCGCCAGAGCAGCUCAAGAACAAGAUAUUGAUCAAGGUCAAGGCCUCGGAAGAUGCCGACGACAAAGUCACCCCGAGCGAUACGCCCAACUCUCGCAGCAGGCAACGGAGUUUCAGCUCUCCCUUCUCCAAACCCAUCAACAUUGACAACAGCCCAAUCCCCGACUCUCCUUUGCUCUCGAGCCCGCCCUCGUCUAGCCCCCCGGAUCGCGUUACCCCGUUUUGGCAAACGCCGCGUACGUCUGUAACGUCAGCGGGUGCUAGCCUGCAUAGCUCGGCAGAGGACAGCGACAGUCCGCCUGCUACCUAUGCAGAGAAGAAGAGAAAGAAAAAGACCAGCAAGAUCGUCAAAGUCCUCGGUGACCUUGGUGUGUACACGCGGGGCAUCAAGUAUUCUGACUUCAAGUCCGCGGAAGCCAAAACGUACAACCACAUCUAUUCGUUCGCCGAACGCACCUUUGAUGGCCUGUGCAACAAGGAAUCUUCCUCCUCCAAGGCGGCACUCGAGGAGCACAACCUGCACCACCUUAUGCGCGUCUAUCCGUCAGGCUAUCGGAUCAAUUCGUCCAACUUCGACCCGAUCAAAUUCUGGCGCCGAGGAGUGCAGAUGGCGGCGCUGAACUGGCAGACAUACGACUUGGGUCAGCAGAUCAACGACGCUAUGUUUGCGGCGGGGAACGACAGAACCGGCUAUGUGCUCAAGCCACAAGAGCUGCGUCAGCCUAGGGAGCGCGAAAUCGUCAACGGCGAACACAAACGCACCAAGCAGCAGAAGAAGCUUGUCAAGUUCUCGGUUCACAUCAUCUCCGCGCAGCAGCUGCCGCGUCCCAGCGGCAUGAAAGCGGACGCUUCGAUCAACCCAUACGUUGAGUUUGAAAUGUACAGCGCCAACGACAAGUCCCGGGGUGCCGCAAUAGGCGAGGGUGGAAUGGACGCGUCAGCGCGCAAUGGCGUCUCGGGCAUUGGCGUCCCACUUCGCAAGCGCACGCCUGUGAUUGAGGGCAACGGCUACGACCCGAAUUUCAAUUCGCUGCUGUCCAUGAGCCUUGAAACACGCUUCCCGGACCUUGUGUUCGUGCGCUGGACGGUUUGGAACUCGACCGAUAGCAAGACGGCCAGCUCGAGCAGCGUGCCUCUUGCGACUUUCACUGCCAAGCUCAGCAGCUUGCAGCAGGGGUACCGACACCUUCCCCUGUACAACACAAACGGCGACCAGUACAUGUUCUCGACGCUCUUCUGCAAGAUUGAGAAGGCCGAAAACGUGGACAUUGAGCAGAACAUGCAGAUGCAGCACCAUUUCGCCACUGCCGCUGCAAACGCAUGCCAGUCGGAAUCGCCCAGUCCUCCAAUGGAAGCCACACGUACCAGCAAGAGGGACUUAUUCCAGCGCGUAUUCUCUCGCACGCCCUCCGGCCACAAACGCAAAGAGAAAGAGUCUCGAGAGCGCGACAACGAUCGUGACACACUCGCCACGAUAAGCCGCAGCUCAACCAUGGAUUCGCUGAAAUAA
Molecule: messenger RNA, 3471 nt
Organism: Diplodia corticola
Lineage: Eukaryota; Fungi; Ascomycota; Dothideomycetes; Botryosphaeriales; Botryosphaeriaceae
Product: 1-phosphatidylinositol-bisphosphate phosphodiesterase
Exons: 1
Coding region: 1-3471 (1156 amino acids)
Biological process (GO): phosphatidylinositol-mediated signaling; lipid metabolic process
Molecular function (GO): phosphatidylinositol-4,5-bisphosphate phospholipase C activity
Source: RefSeq, a predicted model, not a curated record